This is a messenger RNA of Acanthochromis polyacanthus (spiny chromis), 10222 nucleotides long. RefSeq names its product microtubule associated serine/threonine kinase family member 4 (gene mast4). Gene Ontology annotation, molecular function: protein serine/threonine kinase activity; ATP binding; protein binding. The record is from RefSeq and is a predicted model, not a curated record. Gene Ontology annotation, biological process: intracellular signal transduction; peptidyl-serine phosphorylation. Lineage: Eukaryota; Metazoa; Chordata; Actinopteri; Pomacentridae.
CAGCAUGGACUCACCGCAGCCGCUGCCAGGUCUGGAGCCACGAAACAUGCACACGGGCAACUUUUAACCGCAGCAGACACCUCUGCCGGGCGGUCACCUUGAUACCAAACACGGUCGGUACAUGUUUUAAUCAGUAGCAAGAACUUUCGGGGGCGUCGUGACUUUGUUUUUACUCAGACAAGGAAAGAAAACCCGAAGAAGUGUCUCCCUGCGUCGGUGUGACGGCUCGGAGGGAGCAUGAAAGGGACAGGUGUGUGGUGGCAGGUUAAUUAGCGGCUCCGCUUUAUUUAUUAGCUGCUAACAUUAGCUUUAAGCAUAAUGGAGCCCGCACAGUUUGUGACGUCUGGAAGCGGAGAGAGUCAGUCGUCGUCUGGUUCACACACCUUGUCCGAGGGGGAAGAAAUGACGGCCGCACUGGACUGCAAAGUUUAUGGAGAUGGAGAGUUUGAAGGUGUGAACGAAGCCGAGGACGAGACGAACGCAGAAUACAACAAGGAGACACCAGGAAAUGGAGAGGAUGGUGAUGAAGAUGACGAGGAACACGACAAGUUGGACAACAUCCUCUACCCACCGGCCACUUACCUCAGGAAGUCAAGUAACCCUGAGCUGACUCAUGGAUUAAGUCCUGUGCUCAAACUGAAGCGACAUCUCAGUGAGGAUGGAAAACAUGUUCGCAGAAGGAGCCUAGGUGGUGGUCUCACAGGAAAGUAUCUCCUGCUACCCCCCAACCUCCAGCAGGCACAGACAGCAUGGCAGCCAUCAUCUGACACCUCCAACCUGGUCCGUAUGCGUUCGCUGAAUCUUGGAAAGUCAGACCCUUCCCUCACCUCUAGCCCGAAGGAGCUGAGUCUUCCCAGGAGAGGCAGUUUCUGCAGGACGAGCAACAGAAAAAGCCUGAUAGGAAGCGGUCAGUCUUCAGGUUUACCACGACCUCACUCCCCUCUCUCAUCCCUGACAGGAACAAGCCCACAGGACAGUCCUAGAAAUUUCUCUCCUAGUGCCUCUGCUCAUUUCUCCUUUGCACGAAGUCAUUGCCACAGAGCAGACAGGACUGAUGGUCGCCGCUGGUCGUUGGCCUCUCUUCCCUCCUCUGGAUAUGGAACCAACACACCCAGCUCCACCGUCUCUUCAUCCUGUUCAUCACAGGAGAAGCUGCACCAGCUGCCCUUCCAGCCUACGCCUGACGAACUGCACUUCCUCUCCAAGCACUUCUGCACUGAGAGCAUCUCCGGGGAUGAAUGCCGCAGAGCGACAGCCAUGCGACCCCGCUCACGCAGUCUCAGCCCUGGAAGAUCUCCUUCGUGUUAUGACCAUGAGAUUAUCAUGAUGAAUCACGUCUACAAGGAGCGAUUUCCUAAGGCCACAGCUCAGAUGGAGGAAAGGAUUCAGGAGAUCAUCCGUAGCAGCUCUCCAGAGAGCGUCCUCCCUUUGGCAGAUGGUGUGCUCAGCUUUGCCCACCACCAGAUAAUUGAGCUGGCCCGUGACUGUCUGGAAAAGAGCCGGUUAGGACUCAUCACCUCCAGCUACUUCUGUGAGCUCACUGACAAACUGGAGAGACUCGUUCUGGAGUCCACAGAGCGGUCAGAGAGUGAGGAGGUGAACUUCAUCAGAGAGCUGGUAAAGAAGAUCCUAAUAGUGAUAGCCAGACCUGCUCGACUACUGGAAUGUCUGGAAUUUGACCCAGAGGAAUUUUACCACCUUCUGGAGGCUGCAGAAGGACACGCUAAAGAGGGCCAAGGCAUCAAGACGGACAUCCCUCGUUACAUCAUCAGCCAGCUGGGACUCACACGAGACCCUCUGGAAGAAAUUGCUCAGCUGACCAGCUGUGACAGCGGGAUUGCAGAAACCCCUGAAACAGAUGACUCUUCUCAGAGCCUGAGCACAGCCUUGCGAUCCCGACGAAAACCCUGUGAAUUAGACUUUGAGAUGACAAAGCUAAUCAGCAAUGGUGCCUAUGGAGCUGUGUAUCUGGUUCGACACAAAGAAACCAAGCAGCGGUUUGCCAUGAAAAAGAUCAACAAGCAGAAUCUGAUGUUGAGGAAUCAGAUACAACAGGCCUUUGUGGAGAGAGACAUCCUCACCUUUGCUGAGAACCCCUUUGUGGUGUCCAUGUACUGCUCCUUUGAGACACGGCGGCACCUGUGCAUGGUGAUGGAGUAUGUUGAAGGAGGAGACUGUGCCACCCUUUUGAAGAACAUGGGUCCGCUGCCUGUAGAUAUGGCCAGGAUGUACUUUGCAGAGACAGUACUGGCUCUGGAGUACCUCCACAACUACGGCAUCGUCCACAGGGAUCUCAAACCUGACAAUCUGCUGGUGACCUCGAUGGGACACAUUAAGCUGACAGAUUUUGGUCUUUCCAAAGUCGGGCUGAUGAACAUGACCACUAACCUGUAUGAGGGACACAUAGAGAAAGAUGCCAGGGAGUUCUCUGACAAGCAGGUGUGUGGAACCCCAGAGUAUAUUGCUCCAGAGGUGAUCCUGAGACAAGGCUACGGGAAGCCGGUGGACUGGUGGGCGAUGGGUAUCAUCCUAUAUGAGUUCCUUGUGGGCUGUGUGCCUUUUUUUGGAGACACACCAGAGGAGCUGUUUGGACAGGCCAUCAGCGAUGAGAUCAACUGGCCUGAUGGAGAGGAUGCUCCGCCUCCCGACGCUCAGGAGCUCAUCACCUUGCUGCUGAGACAGAACCCUCUGGAAAGAAUGGGCGCAGGCGGAGCGGCUGAAGUGAAGCAGCAUCAAUUUUUCCACAACCUGGACUGGAACGGCCUGCUGAGGCAGAAGGCUGAGUUUAUUCCGCAGCUGGAGUCUGAAGAUGAUACCAGCUACUUCGACACUCGCUCUGAAAGGUACCAUCACCUGGAGACGGAGGAAGACGACACAAAUGAUGAAGACUUCAACGUGGAGCUGCGGCAGUUCUCCUCGUGCUCUCACCGAUUCUCUAAGGUUUACAGCAGCUUGGAUUUGUCUCGUGGGCACCUGGAGGAGAAAGGAGAGACGGAGGAGAAGAAGAGCGAGAGCCCACUGACUGUGGACUCUCUCAGCUGGACGCCAGACUUUGCUGAAAUGCCCUCACUGUCCCACUCGACAGACACUGACAGUCUGAAUCAGGGCCCUCGCCCUAGUUUGCUCCCAAAGUUUGCCAUCUCAGCUGAGAGUGAAGGAGAUGAGACCUCAGGCCUCGGUGACCCCAGCAAGGCCUCCUUCUCCAUCGGGGAGCUCCCACAUGACGAACCCGACGCCACCACUCCUGGCAGCACUCACAGCGGCGCCACACUCUCCGGUAGUUUCUCAGAACAUCUGGAUCAGCUGACACCCAGAGGUGAGGGUGUGGAGAGCCCUGAUAGCACCAGUCACGCGUCCACCUCAGACCAGGCACCUCAGACCACCACUCUGCGGCCUGAGAGUGCUGCAGAGAAGACUGGAGCUGUAGCUAAAGUCCCAAAGUCUGUGUCAACUGGUGCCCUUUCCCUCAUGAUCCCUGGAGAUGUAUUUGGGGUGUCUCCCCUGGCCAGCCCCCUCUCUCCUUAUUCCCUCUCCUCGGACCCCUCCUCCAGAGACUCCUCUCCCAGCAGAGACUCCUCCCUCUGCACCACCAACCCUCGGCAGCCGGUCGUCAUCCACAGUUCCGGGAAGAAGUUUGGCUUCACGCUGAGAGCGAUCCGGGUGUACGCCUGUGACAGCGACAUCUACACUGUCUAUCACAUGGUCUGGAACGUAGAAGAUGGUGGACCUGCUCAUAAAGCCGGACUCAAAGCUGGAGACCUGAUUACUCACGUGAACGGAGAACCAGUACAUGGCCUCGUCCACACUGAAGUGGUGGAGCUCCUGCUGAAGAGUGGCAGCAAAGUGGCCAUUUCUACAACCCCCUUUGAAAACACUUCUAUAAAAACGGGUCCAGCCAGGAGGAACAGCUACAGGAGUAAGAUGGUCAGAUGUGGCAAAAAGCCCAAGAAGGAGAAGACGCCAGAAAGGCGACGUUCCCUUUUCCGACGUUUUGCCAUGCAGCCUUCUCCUCUUCUGCACACGAGUCGCAGUUUCUCAUCUCUGAACCACUCUCUGUCAUCUGGUGAGAGUCUCCCUGGCUCCCCCACCCACAGUCUCUCCCCUCGUUCCCCUACUGCCGCCUUCCGCCCCGCACCAGAUUUCACCCAGUCAGGAGGGAACUCCUCCCAGAGCAGCUCUCCCAGCUCCAGUGCUCCAAACUCCCCUGCAGGCUCAGGCCACAUCCGUCCCAGCACCCUCCACGGCCUCGGCCCCAAACUGCCCGGACAAAGACUCCGUCAAGGGCGUCGCAAGUCUGCCGGCAGCAUUCCACUCUCUCCUUUGGCUCGCACACCUUCACCUACCCCCCAGCCGACCUCUCCUCAGCGCUCACCCUCUCCUCUCCUCAGUGGACACUCUGUUGCAAUUUCAAAGACUACACAAGCUUUCCCAGCCAAGAUACAUUCCCCACCCACAAUUGUGCGCCACAUUGUUCGCCCCAAAAGUGCUGAGCCACCUCGUUCUCCCCUCCUGAAACGUGUGCAGUCAGAAGAGAAGCUGUCCCCCUCUUACACAGGAGAUAAGAAGCACCUGUGCUCCAGAAAACACAGCUUGGAAGUGACCCAGGAGGAGGUGCAGGAUGAGGAGCUGAGGACAGGAGAGCGGGAUUACACCGUCCUGCAGAGUGUGGAUGAAACAGCCAGUGAGCCACUGGCCAUCACCCGCUUACGACCUGUGGAGCAGGGCUGCUUAAAGAGGCCCAUCAGUCGCAAGAUGGGCCGGCAAGAGUCUAUUGAGGAGCUUGACAAAGAAAAACUGAAGUCCAAGAUGGUUGUGAAGAGGCAGGACUGGUCAGAGAGGAGAGAGUCUCUGCAGAAACAAGACGCCCUGCAUGAAGCUGACUCGUCACCUCUGUGUGGCGAUGACAGGGAUGACAGCUCACUGAUCCGAAACCAAAAUAAAACCCCGAGCAGCCCAGAGUCUGGCCCUUUAGAGACCAAAGCUGUUAGCACAACUCUUAAAGACGUCUUGUAUAAAAAACUAAACACACGUGUGUCUGAGGGCAUCACUGAGCCAUCAGGUGGCAGCAGUGAAAGUGAAGGAGGCCUCCGAUCUGCUCUCUGCUCGAUUCACCCAGAGUGGCAGCACUCACGGCAGGGGAAGGACAACAUGAAGCCAGACAGGUUGGACUUCAAAGCUCCCAGCAUCGAGUUCACAAGAAAGAGGUUGUCAUUUGAAGAGCGGGAGGACUGCAUGUGUCGGCUGUCGUCUGGCCUCCAUGAGAACCUGCACUUUGGCUCAACCAGGUCUAAGAGCCUCCAGCUGGACACAGCCAUCACUCAUGAACACAUGAAGGCAGGACUGGGCAGCGUUCAUUCAAGCCCUGAGGGUCUGUCCCCCAAGCUGUUCUCUGGGAGAGGAGAGAGCGCUGUGGAAAAACUCCAGCUCAUCUCCUCUGCAGAGUCUCCGCUCAGAAAGACAUCAUCUGAAUAUAAACUUGAAGGACGCCAUGUCUCCUCCCUGAAACCUCUAGAGGGCACCCUGGAUAUCGGUCUGCUCUCAGGGCCCAGAGUCUCCAAAACAGAAACCUGUUUAUCCAAGAUGGCAGAGAACACAAGCGACACUGUGUCUGUGAGUCCUCCAGUGUGGCUGCAGAGUCCCACGGAGAAACAGAUAACCAUCCCCCAACUAAAAACUACAGACAAGAUAAAGAGCCCCCUGACUUACUCCCUAAACCCUGAAGCUGUUUCUUCUCUAAACAGCAUCUCCAAAGAGCAGUCAAAUAAUGCAGCCACAGAAAUUAAAACCAAUGCAAGUGGUGAGAAAACACAAGAUAGACUUGGAGAAUCAUUAAAGGGCUCAACCAGCAAAGUGGAGGCGUCAACAUUUACUGUUAAACCGGAGAGCAGGACGGUUGUGAAAGCUAGUUCAUCACUGGCUCAUGACCACAGAGGCCCCCGACACAGCUCACACUUCUCCUCAUGUGGAAAAACACCCUCCAUACGGGAAGUGAGCAACGAAGAUCAGGAGGAUGAAGUGGAGCUGCAGGAUGUCACACCACGCACUACAUCACAGAGCACUGACAGCUCCAAGACAGUAGUCUCUUUGACUUCAGCAAAGCUGGAGGAUGACAUAAAAACUUCUCCUCCACCUACACAAGUGGAGAGUCCAGCUACAGCUGUCAGCGAGCCGUUACCUGUAGCCCCGAGGCCGAAUGUAAACGCUGGUUUGGAUCCAGGUCAGCGUGAGCGCUGUGAGAAAAGAAAAGCUGCUGCAGAGAACUCAAACAUGACCUCUGUUUCUAAAAUGAAUGUACAGAAAGACUCUGCACAGGUUCCACAGAAAGUGUUUUCAAAACAGCAACAGUUAAACAUCUGCUCUGCAAAUACAGAACCCCAAAUUUCUAUCACAGUAUCAGCAGUUGGCUCCGUACGUGACAAUAAAUCCAGCAGUUUGAAACCAGAAAGGGAGGACUGCUGUGAAACGUCUGUUAGUAAGGACAAUGUGCAAUCUAACAGAGAUCCAAGCAGCUCUGGCACUAAGAAGGAAAUCGACACAUGUGCUACGGUUGCAAAAGUGGGGCAGCAGAGAGAAGUUUCUACUGAGAACACAUCAUUAAAUAUCACCACAGAAGUCACACUGAGUGUGAACAAAAAGAAUUACACUGUGUCUGCUGGUGCAGCAGAGGACAGCAGCAUAUUGUUGCAGAGGAAAGAAGUUCUCAUAUCACCAAAGACAAAGAAUACAGGCAAUGAGAAAGAUUCAGAACAGCUGUCAAAAAGCUAUCCAGCUAUGAAAGCACAACACAAGUCUUCUGAUUCAGAAAUUUGCACAUCUAAGAAAGAAGACACUGUCAUCAGCACAAAAGAAAACACUGUGGUCCCUUUGGCUAAACUGAAAAGUUCGGCUUCAGCAAGUACAAAUGAAAAUGUUUUAAGUCCCAAAAGUAAGUCAAGGCCUGACCCACAGCCUGCACCACCCACAUCUGUGAAGACAGAGAAGGAGACAAAAACACUAGAAGUGAAAUCUCAUAGCACAGCUCCUCCCGUCCCCGUUGUCAAGGGCAGUCCAAUUUCAAAACAGAAAGACCUACCCAAGGAUUCUGCGCACGCAACUUCAAACGUUCAAUCAGCCCAUGACGCUAAACGGAAAGAAGCCUCGCUGCCAUCCACUGGAGCUGACAUAAAGCACGAAGAAUCUGGGCAGCCGACACAUUCGCCCACUAAUGCUGACGUGAAGCAAAGCAAAACCCAGUCCAAAUGUUCUGUAGCAAUUUCAACUCAUGCAGUAAAAGACAGCAAAGACUCAAAGCCAAAACCUGUCCCUCCUAAAACUGUCACGCCAUCAACUCUAAAGCCGGCUGUAGCUCCACCAGUUAUUAAACAGAGUCUUGACACCAAACCUAAAGACUCCUCACCCAAAAACCAAGCAGCAGUCCUUAUGGACCAUCGUGACUCAAAACCAAAAGACGCUGCUUCACCUCAGCAGCAGCUCAGGAAGGAGACUCUGCCAGCGUCAGAUGUUUCCUCUCAGCCCAGUCCACCUCCAGUGCUGCCGAAACCUGCAGUGAAAAAAGAAACCCAUUCACCGAGCAGUGGAGCCGCCUCAGGCAAAGUCUCCAGCUGUGAUUCUGCAGUCAAGGCAUCUAAGGACAGUCCCAAGUCUGAAGCCCUGAAACCAGACAGUCACAAGGCCCCAGAAGCCCGAAUCACCACCCCUGACAAGCAGGCGUCCUCCGGCCGGAAGGAGGCGGCUGAAAGGAAGAAAAAGACAGCCCAAGAGGUCACGUCUGCACAGAAAACCACAAAAAGGGACACAUCCAGGGCUUCUCCCUCUGCUCUCAAAGACAGCUCAGACAAAGACACCAGCAGGUGCAAACAGCAGAAGGAGUCACCUCGUAGUUCCAGCAACAAAAAGUAAAAAGAGGGAAAAUAGCAGCUGACAUUAUCGCUUCAGAGGUGUAAUAAAAUGCUAGAAAUGAUUUGUGCAAGCAUCAUCAUGCCUUCUUUUUUGUUAGAGGACCGGGAAAGCUGUUACUGAUGGAGAGGAAGGUGUUUUUGUGUUUCAUAAGAUUAUUUACAACACAUCGAUGUUUCUAGGUCUGAAUGUAGGCAAUUGUGUGUUGAUCAUUUUCUGAUGUUUUACAUCAAGUGAAUGUUUGGAAGUUUUCUUUGUGUUCAUUUCGGAAUGCUUUGUGCAAUCAGUAUGUCAGGGGCAACAGGGAGGAGCCUUACAGAGGUGGUGAUGUACUGUAGAGUCAGUGCCAUAAAUGAUUUUAAAUUGCACUCUUACUUCUAAACUUGGAGGACCUGAUGUCGAAGUCUUUUAAUGCAGUAGACCACACCAAUCUUUCUCAGCAACUUAGCAGCUGUUGUGUUGUUUCCAUUCAGUACGAUCAGAUUGCGUUUCUGUUGGGGUUUUGUGCAGUGGUCCACAGAGGGAACGCACUAUGUCCUGUGCUUUUCACCUAAAAUGGAAAAAAAAAAGAUACAGAAUCACACUUCGGUUCUAGAAAUCAUAAAUUAGUGAAGGGGCCUUAGAUUUUUGGGAAAUAAAACUUGCUGUUCUUAGCAAGAUGUGGUGUUUAUUCACAUUCCUCUGACAUCUGUACAUAUAUUUUUGAUUUUUAUGCAAUAUGGUGUAAAUAGGAUGACAUUGUAAAACGGGGAUACAUGGGCUUACAUGAUUGUCGUUUGUAUUAUAUGUAUAGAUUUUGCAGUGUCAUGUUUGUAUGCUCGAUAUUAAGAGUGUCACGUUCUGCUUGUGUGGUCUAAAGUAAGCUACCGCGACAUAUCUCAUCAAAGGUGUCCACUUCUUUGCAACUUUUAACAUGUUCCAAAACUAACUUGAAGAGAGGGACAAGAAGGCAUGGGGGGGGGGGGUAACUGGGCUAUUUCUGAAAUGUAGCAUUAUAUAACAAAACUGUGAGGGCUGUCAGCGUUUCCCAAGAAUGUCUUAGAGUAGAAUGUCUAAGUAGAAUGAUGACUGUGUGAAAUGCAGAAUAUUGUGUUUGAUUGAUGAGACGAACCAGCGAGUAAUCACUGCAGUAGGUUUGUAAAAGGCCGGGUUAUGCCCACGUCGUGAUAUGAGAUCAAUCAUGUGAGGAAGAUGCAGUCUAAAAAGGGUUCCACUGUUGCUGUUGUGUUUGGGACUCGAGCUUUAUCGGGGCAAAGAUUUUUCGAGGAAUCCUGAUUGUUUGUCCACAACAUAAAUUUGAUGUAAGUGUGCAAAUAGUCGGUACUAUACAUAUAGGCUGUCAUUUAUCGACACUCACUUCUUGCUAUUUACACACACCGACACAUGUUUCUAUACUGUAGAUGCCUUUAAAUUGCAAACCCCUAAAUGACGACCAGAAAGUAGCCUAGGACACUUGUAGUAGCAGUAUUUGCUCUGUUGUACUGGCUAUAGAAAAAUUAAAAAAAAAAAAAAAACAACCAAUAAUCUUGUCUACUACAUAUAUGUUGAAGAGAAAACACUUCAUUUAACCUGGCACAGCAUAUAUCUAAAUGUUCCAUACUGUAUCUAAGAAUGAAAGCGAAACACAAGAUUGACAGCUGAGAUUUUAAUGUUAAAAGAAUCUGAUGUUUACCUGCAUUAGAUAUUGUAAAUGUAUUGCUAAUGUAUUGUGAGAGAACAAAAUGCACCUUAAUGUUUGCCAAUAUUCAGUUCAGAAGGUGAGUAAAGGAGGAUCUGGAUCUGAAAGUGGUUUAUGAAUCCAACACUUAUGAUUUGAAUGAACUUAUCAAACCAUCCUUCUCCUCCCACAUACUUUUUUUUUUUCCCCUUCCUGUGACGAAAGACAUUUGAAAUCCUCAAAGCACAUUCAAUGUUUGUUUACAAAGCAUCAUGGAUGUAUAUUUUGUAUAUUGUUGAUUUGCCAAAUCUAUGUUCUGUGUCACAGAUGAUGAUGUUUAUAGUCGUGUGAGACUCUGCUCCAUCGCCACCAGGAUGAUGUUUAAGAAGAACAUUUGUUUGUGCAGUAAUCAAUGUCUUUACAUACGUCAGGUUCUUCUUUGUCUGCUUGUCUUUUCAGUUUCGUUUUCUUUCUUCCUCUGUGCAAAACUAGUAUUAGAUGAACUUGCUUACGAUGGUUUGUCUUUUAGAAUAUGUGCAAUAAAAGUGUUUUGAGUUUUGUAUUUUGCCCAAGGAAAGCUCUAUGGAUGUCAUAGAUGUUGUAUAUUAAAACAGAUAUUUAUACUUCUAAUGUUGCGUAAUACUGAAAAUAAAAUGGAAUUAUCAAUUA